Messenger RNA from Neltuma alba, 570 nucleotides. Its product is annotated as putative receptor-like protein kinase At4g00960. The coding region runs from base 1 to 570 and encodes 189 amino acids. Gene Ontology annotation, molecular function: ATP binding; protein serine/threonine kinase activity. Gene Ontology annotation, biological process: protein phosphorylation. Lineage: Eukaryota; Viridiplantae; Streptophyta; Magnoliopsida; Fabales; Fabaceae. The transcript is spliced from 3 exons. The record is from RefSeq and is a predicted model, not a curated record. Gene Ontology annotation, cellular component: plasma membrane.
AUGAAUGCCAAGAUAUCAGACUUUGGAAUGGCAAGAUUAUUUGUAAUGGAUCAAACUCAAGCCAAAACAGAUAAUAUUGUUGGCACCUAUGGAUAUAUAGCAUCAGGAUAUGCAAAGCAUGGAAGAUUUUCGAUGAAGUCGGAUAUCUUUAGUUUUGGAGUACUGAUUUUAGAAAUUAUAAGCGGCAAGAGAAACAGUGAAUAUGAAGACUGGGAAGAUCUAGAGCAUACAGGAAGCGCAGCUUGGAAAAGGUGGAGAAAAGGGACAUUGUCAAGUAUUAUAGACCCCAGGCUGAUUGAAGAAGGUGGUUCUUCAAGAAAUGAGAUACUUAGAGGCAUCCAAAUAGGGUUAUUGUGUGUUCAAGAGAAGGCAAGUGAUAGGCCAACAAUGGACACUAUUGUAGCAAUGUUGAGUGCUUAUUCAUUCUCUCUACCCAUUCCUCUGCAACCCUCCUUUUAUAUCCAGGGAGGCUUACCAGAUGAUGUUGUUAUUAGAUCUUCAUCAUCGUCUCAAGAAGAUCAGUCAGCAGUUGAAGCUUCAAGAAAUGAACUCUCAAUUUCAGAACAAUAA